Panthera uncia (snow leopard) is the source of this 346-nucleotide messenger RNA. It is a transcript of the gene POLR2L, whose product is annotated as RNA polymerase II, I and III subunit L. Bases 46 to 249 code for a protein of 67 amino acids. Gene Ontology annotation, molecular function: DNA-directed RNA polymerase activity; DNA binding; zinc ion binding. Gene Ontology annotation, biological process: tRNA transcription by RNA polymerase III; transcription by RNA polymerase I; transcription by RNA polymerase II. The transcript is spliced from 2 exons. NCBI's taxonomy places the organism in Eukaryota, Metazoa, Chordata, Mammalia, Carnivora, Felidae. Gene Ontology annotation, cellular component: RNA polymerase III complex; RNA polymerase I complex; RNA polymerase II, core complex. The record is from RefSeq and is a predicted model, not a curated record.
AAGCGCGGCGAGAUCAGACCGAGCGAGCGCUGAGCUGCCGCCGCCAUGAUCAUACCCGUGCGCUGCUUCACCUGCGGCAAGAUCGUCGGCAACAAGUGGGAGGCCUACCUGGGGCUGCUGCAGGCCGAGUACACCGAGGGGGACGCUCUGGAUGCACUUGGCCUGAAGCGCUACUGCUGCCGUCGCAUGCUGCUGGCCCACGUGGACCUGAUCGAGAAGCUGCUCAAUUAUGCGCCUCUGGAGAAGUGAGGGCGCUGGAGCCCACCCGCCCGCUGUGCUCACCAGGGGCCGGCAGAGUCUUGCCCAGAGUUCCUCCCUGUGAGGUGUGGAUAGCCUGGAGCAUGCC